CUGUGUGCAGUUACGAUCACUUCCGCUCUUAGAGCGUGCGGUUCCUGCUAUGGUUUUCCUGCUUGUGUUUGUUUCUUCUGCGUCUCGAGACACUUCCAGACUCUGUGGACCUGUGUUUGGAACCUGCAAGGACCAGGACAUCGAUUCAGUGUAAAGAGGUCGCGGCGCAAACGGAGUUCAGCGUUCCUAGGACUCUGUGUAUCUCAGGACUCUGAAUAUCACCAGAAGUAGGAAGAAAAAUGAGCACAUUCAUGGAAUCGGUGACAUUCGAGGACGUGGCUGUGGUCUUCACUGAGGAGGAGCUGGGGCUGCUGAACCCUGUCCAGAAGAAGCUGUACCAAGAUGUAAUGGUUGAGAACUUCAGGAACCUGAUGUCUCUGGGAGGCAAGAACUCAAGGCUGGUGGAGACUGUUCCACAAGCAGAAGCACAGGAGGACAUUUCCAGCUUGCAUAUCUGGCAACAAAUUGCAGGUGACUUAACCAGGUGUCAAAAUUCCAAGAUAAAUAAGUCUCAGUUCUACAAACAAGGUGAUUCAUCCUCUCCAGUUGCAGGAGGACUAGUUAAUAUUCACACAGGAGAGACACCUCACCAGUGUAACAAGUGUACAGAAACCUUCAGUGAUGUCUCCAGCUUUGAUCAUCAUCAGCGUUCACACUCAGAAAAAAAGUCUCUCACGUGUAGUGAGUGUGGAAAAAGCUUCCGUUAUAUCUCAGGUCUUCGUAAUCAUCAGAGAGUUCACACGAGAAAGAACCGCUAUAAGCCUGAUGAGUGUGGUAAGGAAUUUAGUCAGAGUUCACAUCUGCAAAGUGAUCUGAAUGUCCACACUACAGAGAAACUGCACAAAUGUGAGGAAUGUGGGAAAUGCUUCAGUCAUAGAGCAACACUCACUGUUCAUUGCAAAGGCCACAAAGGAGCAAAACCUUAUAAAUGUAAAGAAUGUGGGAGGGCUUUUAAUUAUCUUUUUCAUUUUCAGGAACAUCAGAGAAUCCACACUGGAGAGAAAACAUUCACAUGUGAUACAUGUGGUAAGAACUUUCGUUGUAGAGCAGCAUUUAAUACUCAUUGCAUGGUCCAUACAGGAGAGAAGUCUUGCAAAUGUGAAGAGUGUGGGAAAAGCUUCGCCUGUAACACAUAUUUUUAUACCCAUCAGUGUGUUCGAAGAGGAGAAAAACCUUGUAAGUGUGAGGAAUGUGGUAGGAGCUUCAUUCAUCCUUUGCAAUUUCAGGACCAUCAAAGAGUUCACAUUGCAGAAAAUCCAUAUAUGUUCAACCUAUGUGGAAUAGGCUUCAUUUACAAUUCAGAUUUGCAUUCCCAUCAGGCAGUCCACACUGGAGAAAAACCAUAUAAAUGUGAUACGUGUGGGAAGGGUUUCAGUCAGAGUUCAUAUCUUAAAGUCCAUCAUAAGAUCCACAAUGUAGAGAAACCUUUUAAGUGUGAGGAAUGUGGACAAGGCUUCCAUUGGAGUUCAAGACUUCAGGUUCAUCGGCUGAUCCAUACUGGUGUUAAACCAUACAAAUGUGAAGAGUGUGGGAAGGGCUUCAGGCAGGCUGCACAUCUUUUGACCCAUCAGAGAGUCCACAGUGGAGAAAAACCGUUUAAAUGUGAAGAAUGUGGCAAAUACUUCAGUACUAGACAAAAUCUUCACGUUCACUGUAGAAUCCAUAAAGGAGAGAAAUCCUACAAUUGUGUGGAGUGUGGGAAGGGCUUCAGGCAGGCUGCACAUCUGUUGACCCAUCAGAGAGUCCACAGUGGAGAAAAACCAUUCAAAUGUGAAGAGUGUGCUAAGUACUUCAGUAGUCGAUCAAAUCUGAAAACUCAUCUUAGAAUCCACACAGGAGAAAAAUCAUAUAAUUGUGAGGAGUGUGGGAAGGGCUUCAGGCAUGCUGCGAAUCUUUUGACCCAUCAGAGAGUUCACAGUGGAGAAAAACCAUUCAAAUGUGAAGAGUGUGGGAAGUACUUCAGUAGUAGAACAAAUCUUCAAACUCAUGGUAGAAUCCACACAGGAGAGAAAUCCUAUAAUUGUGAGGAGUGCGGGAAGGGCUUCAGGCAAGCUGCACAUCUUUUGACUCAUCAGAGAGUCCACAGUGGAGAAAAACCCUUCAAAUGCGAAGAGUGUGGAAAGAGUUUCUGUCAGAAUUCACACCUUCAAGCCCAUCAAAGAGUCCAUAAUGAAGAAAAGCCAUACAGAUGUGAAGAGUGUGGGAAGGGCUUUAAGUGGAAUGAGAAUCUUAACACUCAUCGGAGGGUCCACACAGGAGAGAAACCAUUUAAGUGUGAGGAGUGUGGUAAGUACUUCAGUCAUGCCUCAAGUCUUCAACAUCAUGAGCUUGUACACACUGAAGAGAAACCGUACAAACGUGUGUGGUAAAAUUCAUCUUCACAGCUACAAUCUCAGCAGAGAGUUCACACUGGGGAGAAACCUUAGUAGUGUGAAACUUGUGGUAACAGCUUCAUUUGAAGUUCAGAUCUUAUAAAU
Loxodonta africana (African savanna elephant) is the source of this 2477-nucleotide messenger RNA. Its product is annotated as zinc finger protein 234-like. Lineage: Eukaryota; Metazoa; Chordata; Mammalia; Proboscidea; Elephantidae. Gene Ontology annotation, biological process: regulation of transcription by RNA polymerase II. The record is from RefSeq and is a predicted model, not a curated record. The coding region runs from base 240 to 2369 and encodes 709 amino acids. Gene Ontology annotation, molecular function: RNA polymerase II cis-regulatory region sequence-specific DNA binding; DNA-binding transcription repressor activity, RNA polymerase II-specific. Gene Ontology annotation, cellular component: nucleoplasm. The transcript has 4 exons.